AUAAAAGGUGCGCAGGGGGGUUAUGUGUGCAUGAAGAAUUUUAUAUGGUGAAAGUUUCUCAUGUUUACGUGAAAUAAGCCUUAUGUUUGUUCGUAAGAUCUUUUUACUGCUCCUUAAUUUUUAUAUCAUUAGUUUCGCUAACAAGUGGUGAAUUCUCAUGGCAAAUAUCACCGCCAAUGCGGCCGAAUUCAACCUCCUUUCAAGCAAUGUUCUCAGACAUUUACCUGAAUUUUACUAAAAACUUAUGCCCGAGGAUUGUUUCUUCCUUUCACCACAAGCCCAAAUUCUCAUAACAAGAGUUGAUUAUUUUUACUAGCAAGUAUCAGUCGCAAUCUACAGAGAUUCAUUUCACCUCUUGUGCGCUCAUUGUUUAUCAACCGUUUUUACAUAAAUAAUCAGUUUAUGGUGCUGUCAGUGAUCCUUCGUCAUUUUUGAAACCACCCUAAAAUGUUACCAAAUGAUCAGACUUGGGGCAACGUUGGGAGCAUUGAUGAUCGAGUCGAAUCUGUGGAAUGCGUAAGAAGUGGAGCUGGUAAGAAGAAAUCAUGGUCGGAAUUGAAACAAGUCGUUUGCGACCUGAGACGGAAGCUCUCCUCCCUCUCCACCAUGGUGCCAAGUUCCAUUUCAUUCCGGCGACUCUCAGAUGGAAGAAUCAGAAUAUUUUUUCUCAGCACACCGUUGAAUGGAUGGGAAACCACUCUUUUGUAUGCGGAUAUUCCUGAGUGUUCAAGCAACACAAAUCAACACACGCGUCUACCAUGGCAACCAGUGAUCGAGUCAAAUUUUCAAAGUAUCUCUCUUAGCAGUAAAUUCUCGCGUGAGGAGCAACUCAUGCUCGAACGCAAACGAUUAGCUACGUGGGGUAUUACCUCCUACGAACUUCAUGAAGAGUCAGGGAAACUUGUUUUUCCGGCCUCUAGCACCCUCUAUCAAUGUAUUGAUUCAGGCUACACGAAUGGCCCUUUAUUUCCAUCAGAGUUGCGUCUGAACUCAAACGGAGCUAAAUUUUUACCUCAAAUCUGUCCAUCGAAUCCUGAUCUCGUUGCUUACAUUUGUAACUAUGAUAUUUGGGUUUGCCACACACUAACAGGUCACACCCAGAGACUUACUUAUGCAAGGAAAGGUGGUCGAGGCCUAGCAGAUGAUCCUUUGGUUGCAGGAAUUCCAUCUUAUGUCAUGCAAGAAGAGUUUAAUCGCUAUCAAGGUUAUUGGUGGCAACCUUAUUCAUCAGAUGGAAUUUACCGAAUAUUGUACGAAGAAAUAGAUGAAAGUGAAGUUAAAAUUUACAGUUUUCCAUCCUCAAGUACUAACAGUUGCGGAGAAGUGGAACAGUACAGAUUUCCUAGAGCCGGCACUCCUAAUUCAAAAUCAAAUUUAAAGUUAUUAGAAUUUAGGCUUAGUGAAAGUUUGCAAAUAACGCAUAUAAAAAAUUUAGAGCUACAAUACCCUUUAUUGCAUAUGUUUCCAUGGAUGGAGUAUUUAGUACGGGCUGGUUGGACCCCGAAUAAUAAUUUGUGUUGGAUCCAAAUAUUGGAUAGAAGACAGCAGCGCUUAGAACUUGUACUUAUUUCUGUUGAAAGUUUUACAGAACCUCCUCCUAAUGUCUAUCAUAUAGAAAAUAAUGUAGCGCCCCCAUCUUCCAUAGCUCAAGUUAUCUGCGUCCAAACAUCUGAUGUGUGGAUCAACGUCCAUGAUUUGCUGUACAUAUUCCCAAUCACUGGAGACGGGAAGAUAGAUUUCAUUUGGGCAAAUGAAGAUACAGGUUUUAGACAUCUUUAUCUAAUCACAAGUCUUCUACCUUGCCGAACAAAUGGAAUUGCUGAGAGAUUGGACACGGCACAAAGCACUGUUGUCUCUCAAAUGGCCCUCACAAGCGGAAAUUGGGAAGUGAUCGGGCGUAACUUAUGGGUAGACACAGAACAUCAACUAGUGUAUUUCCUAGCUCUUCGUGAGACUCCUCUAGAAAAACACCUUUACGUAGUUUCUCUUCUUCGUCCCAACCAUGUUCGGUUACUAACGAAGCCUGGGUUUUCAUAUUCAAUAGACUUUAACUCAGACUGUACAGUCUGUGUAGCAGUAUACAGUAGCAUUACAAAACUUCCCGCCUGUCAUGUAUUCAGAGUUGCGCAUAAAGAUUCCACGGUUGAAGGAGUAGAACUAAUUCCUGUCGGCCAUUUGCUGGAGCCCUCUGUCCUUGAUGAUUCAGUUCAGUGUCCGUACAUUUUCACUCAUGAGAUUUCCUCUGGAGACUACCUUUACGCUAUGGUCUUCAAACCUCAUGAUUUUGUUCCCGGUCAAAAAUUCCCAACAGUAUUGCACGUAUAUGGAGGACCUGAAGUCCAACUUGUAUCCAACACUUUCAAAGGAAUGCGGAAUCUAAGGAUGCACAUGCUGGCGGCUCAAGGUUAUUGCGUAGUAGCAAUCGACUCUCGAGGAUCUCAACAUAGGGGACUUAGAUUUGAAAGUCAUCUUAAAGGUAGAAUGGGCACGGUGGAACUGUCUGAUCAAGUAGAAAUGCUUCAGUGGCUAGCCGAAAAUUUAGGUUACAUUGAUAUGGAUAGAGUUGCUAUUCAUGGUUGGUCAUAUGGUGGGUAUCUUACUCUGAUGGGCCUGGCUCAGUAUCCUCACAUCUUUAAAAUAGCUGUUGCUGGAGCGCCAGUGACAUCAUGGACCUUGUAUGAUACUGGCUACACUGAGCGAUACAUGGACCUUCCUCAACAUAAUGCAGUGGGAUACAAAGCAGGGUCAAUUUUGAAUUAUGUCAGUCAAUUCCCUGAUGAAGAGAAUAGGUUGCUUAUAAUUCACGGCCUAAUUGAUGAGAACGUUCAUUUCCACCAAACCUGUCAGCUUAUCAAUGCUCUCGUGAGACAAGGAAAACCGUAUCAACUACAGGUAUACCCCAAUGAACGGCAUAGUUUGAGAAGCUUAGAUGCUAGUAAACAUUACGAAACCACUCUUCUAUCUUUCCUACAAAACAAUUUGUAAUUAUCAAAAUCUUUUUAUCUAAUGCCUUUUAAAUUUUAUUUGCAGUUUUUCUCUCUAGAGCAAUAUAUCGGUUUAUUUCCCAAAAAAAUAUUAAAGUGAGAUCUAGUCCUCUCUCAAUGCACAGACUGCCGAAAGUCUGUCAGGAUCAGAUUUUACUGUGGUAUCAUCAUGUAUAUUUUAUUUUGAUUAACAAAUUUUAUGAAACCAUAACCAUGGCCCCAUGUACAGUCAACAAUCAACUGUAGUGGAGUGAUCCUCUGAAAGUGUAAAUCAAGACACAGUUUAAUCUACUUGUACAGUGUUUCCAAAAUAUUUUGAUUCAUGCAAGUCACAGUAUAUAAUUAAAAAAAAAGCUGACCAUGUUAAUUAAUUCAGGAAAUUUAUGAACACAAGAAGAAAGAGGAAUUGGUAUUAUAAUGUUCUCACUAGAGUUGAAGAUGCUCUACUAGCUAACUCGCCCCUCAUUUUUUCACCAUUGUCCCCCCCCCUUUUUUUUUUAAGCUUGAUUUUCCAGUGCUUUUUUUAAAACAAUUUUAGAUUCGUAAUGAUUUUAUGUCCACUCCUUGCAUGGACUAUGUAUUUACUUCAAUUAUGUUUUUAGUUUCCCUGCUUGUAGCAGCUAUCUAUCCGGUUUCAACAAAAUUAUGAAGUCUACUACGACUUCCUUAAAGCAGUUUUUUUAGUUCUAAGUACGUCCUUGUGUUCUGUAAAACGAGCACUUCUACCAUUUUGCCUUCCCUUUUAUGUACAUUUUUUAUUCAACCUCAAGUUUCAGAAUGCAAACCAAAACAUUUCUCUCACAAAUUAGAAAGAAAAUUUAAAGGAAAGAUUUCAUCAACUUCUAACUUUAAUUGCCUGUACAAAAUGCCAAGUGUCUUAAUUUUAAGCGCAAUGUUUAAUUUUACACCAUCACUGCCGAAACUUAGCCUUGCAGACGUACCAUUACAAAUGGAUCUUUUAUUAAACGGGAUUUUAAAUCUGUCCGCAGAUCUCGCCCUCUUAGAUCUUAAUGGACACUUUUCAAGAUUAGCUUGCAUCUUGAACACUUCCUUUCCAGUUACUUUAUUUCUUGGCUGUCUCAUAUUUUACAUAAGUAUUUUCUAGAAUAUGUAAAUCCUCACUGAAGUAGCAAUGAACGGCUUUUUGGUAAAAUCAGUGCAAGUGCAAUGAAUUCCGUUUUGCCUUUACAUCUUUCAAAUAAGCCAUUCAUUUAUCUCUUAGUAUUAAGUCAAUAGAAAAAAUGUUCUUUUUUACAUUUCUAUUUUGAAAGGGCUCUACUUUAAAUUAACAUGCAUGCUAAAUUACCAGUCAUUUACACUCAGCCUACUGCAGGUUUUUAAUUUUUUUUUUUUUCUUUUUUUUUCUUUUUCUUUAAUCAGGGCACAACUGGUCUCUCUAUUUCUAUUUCUUUUUUGUUCUAUAUCACGGCAUCAGAGGGGUAAUUCGAAUGGGAAAAUAAGAAAAAUUGUGUAGCAUGAUGGUUGAAACAAUUUUCCUGUUUAGUUUGAAUUUUUUGUGUCUAAAUUGUACGAGACUCCGUAGUGGACCAAACAGCUGUGUUUUUAUUGAAUUUUCUGAUCCCCAAAAUUCAUACAGUAUGAAAAAAAAAAAAAGAAAAUAAAUGCAGUGAAGGCGCUGAUUCCUCGUUGUUUUGACUUUGUACACUAUUCUUGCAAGUCUGUUAUUUUGCAGAGGAAAAUUUUAAUACCUGUAGCCUCGCAAUUUUUUUUUAAAGCGUUUUUUUUUUUUUUUUCAUGUACCCAGUGUGGCAUGUACUAAAGUUUUUAUAAAGGAGCAAAACGCGCAAAGACAAAAGUAAAUUUCAAUUUUGAUUUGCAGUCUAGCUUUGAAUAAAUUGAACAGCUUAUCUGAAUAAGAGUGCAAGUCCCAUGGGAUUCCUUUUUUUUGCCUCUUGCCAAGUAAGCUGCUUAAUUUACUACAAAUGUAAGUAUAAAACAUUUUAGUUGAAUUUGUCGAUCCAAUGAAAUUGGCGACGUAUUUAUUAAUAAAUAUAAUUCAAAAGAAUACAGAACUUGACAGAAAAGUGUAAUUUACCUUUCUCGGGGAAAAGAUAUCGUCCAAAAAUCGAAUUGAAAUUUAGUUUUUAGAUCUUUUUUGGUGAAAUAGGAAAUUUGUUAUGGUGCUAUUAAAAUCUUUUAUCAAGAUAUUUUCCCCUGUCUGAAUUUAUCAAUUAUUUUAUUUUAUUUAAAUUUUUUUUUUAUUAUUUUAUUUAUUUUUUGGCCUAAAUUAAUCGGAAAGCGUGCGGCUUCCCUCCAUCUAUCCUUAUACAGAGGAAACCUUUCAGCUUAUCAAAUAUUUUUCUCUCUUUAAAACUUUCUUUUAUUAUUCUCGAGGACUGGGCUCAAGACUUUAAAUUUAUAUUCUCUCAGGACCAUGACGUCCCUUGUCAGAUCCCAUUCAAUCUCAACGCAGUAUUCAGUAACUCUUUGAUAGUUCAGAUCUAUAUGUUGAAUCCAAUAAUUCGAAUCAACAGUUUUUGAGCGAUAUAAAAAGGAUAACGCUAUCUGUUUUUUUUUCUUCUUUUUUUUCAUUAUGCAUUCCAAUUAUAAAAUAUCUGAUUUGCUCCUUACUUCCUAAUUUUUGCUGUGUACAUCAGUUCCAGGAAAAAUUGAGAAGUGUACGGCUGUACAAAGCAAUAACGCCGUAGAUUCCAUUUAAAUCUCAUCAUUUAUUGCUGACAAUAUACUUUAUUAAUACUGUUGUGCUAAGAAAAAACGUCGGAUAAACAUUCAAGAGUUGCCAACUUCCUCCAACAAAAUAUUCAUUUUUAAGGAGAGUUAUGAAUAUUUCCUCUUGAAAUUUUCAGAUAGUUUAGGACUGAUUGCAUUUAAAAUUCUCUAAAAAAUUCGGAGAAAAAUAGUCACACAAUUCCCUGGAAAUUUAUAUCGUAUCAAAGGAAACUUAGCAACGUCUGAGGGCUUACACAGCGUUCUUCUUUAGCACGGCAGAAUCGAAUACUUGAUCAUCAGUGCUCAGUUUUUUUCAUUAUGAAUUCUCACUAAUAUAAACCUACCAUUCUGAAAACGUAUGGACUCAGCAGAGCAUUUUGUCAAUGGAAAAUUUGUAAAGUAUAGAAAAGAAAAGAGUUACUGUGUUUUUACUGUAGAAAGUAAAAUUAACCAGUUAAAAGAUGCGGUAAUUGACAUAAGUCUAUUAACCCCUCGAAAAUCUUGCUUGGUUGGAUUCUUCACAGUUACUCAAAGAAAACCCCUCAAUUCAGACAAUCAUAAGAAAAACAGAAGCUGCUUUGCCGUGCUAAGGAAGAAAGUCGCAUGAGCCCUCAGAUGUUGACACUUUUAAUGGAAAAUGAAUUUUCGGGGAAGUUUGUAAAUAUUUUGCCUCAAAUUUUUCAGAGAAUUUUCUUUGUUAUCAGAUCUAAAUUAUCUGAAAAUUUGAAUAGAAAAUAUCUCUAUCAUUUCUCAAAAAUGUAUAUUUUUUUGGAGGAAAUUCGGCAACUCUUGGAUGUUUAUGCAGCAUUCUUCCUUUGCACAGCAGUACUGUACUGUACUAUUCUUCGUGCUCACUGAAGAAAAAGUGAAUUCAAAGCCGAAAAAAAAAACAA
Messenger RNA from Bemisia tabaci, 6568 nucleotides. RefSeq names its product dipeptidyl peptidase 9. The record is from RefSeq and is a predicted model, not a curated record. Lineage: Eukaryota; Metazoa; Arthropoda; Insecta; Hemiptera; Aleyrodidae. Gene Ontology annotation, biological process: proteolysis. Gene Ontology annotation, molecular function: dipeptidyl-peptidase activity; serine-type peptidase activity.